Rhopilema esculentum is the source of this 1298-nucleotide messenger RNA. Lineage: Eukaryota; Metazoa; Cnidaria; Scyphozoa; Rhizostomeae; Rhizostomatidae. The record is from RefSeq and is a predicted model, not a curated record.
UCCAGCCCCUCUGUUUACUCGCUUGCCACAAAUAACUGCAACCCCACUGUUGUAUUCUCGUUUCAAAAAAGAAGAAACAAUUUGAGAUAAUCCAAAGGGGAUGUGCCCAACAAUUCGCCCUUUUUCUUCAAUAAUUGCCACAGCAUUUCUGUCUCUACCAUUUUCUGGUUCUCGUUGAAGUACUAAUGGUUCUUUAGGAAUAAGAAAAUUAGCCGAGAAAUACAUGUGUGGAAAGACGCAAGUAAGCAACAUCAUCAAAAACAAGGUAUCAGUAAGAGAACAAUAUGAAAAAGGACUUCCUCAAGGAAAGAAACGAAACCGUACUUCUCAGUUUUCAGAUUUAAACGAUGCUGUCUGGGAGUGGUAUAAAAACAAGAAUGAUCAACUAAUUCCAGUUGAUGGUCCAAUGAUCCAGGAGUUUGCAUCUCAAGUUGCCGAAAAGCUAGGUUACAUUGAUUUCAAAGCCUCAAGUGGUUGGUUGACAAGAUUCAAAGAACGACACAAUCUUUCACAACACAAAGUUUGCGGAGAAUCUGCUGAUGUUGCAGUGGAUACAGUGAAGUCUUGGAAAGAGCGGCUUGGCUCAAUCAUUUCUGGUUAUGAAAUGCAAGACAUUUGGAACUUAGAUGAGACUGGCCUCAUCUAUCGUGCUCUUCCAGACAAAUGCCUUUUUGCCAAAUCAAAGAAAUGUAAAGGUGGUAAGAAAUCCAAAGAACGUCUGACUGUUGCCCUGAUGACCUCUGCAACUGGAGAAAAGAAGAAACCAAUAGUUAUCGGAAAGUAUGCCAGUCCAAGGUGCUUGAAAAAUGUCCACAGAGAGGACCUUCCUUGUCAAUAUUACAGCCAAAAAAAUGCAUGGAUGACCUCCGACAUUCUGCAUAAGAUCUUGAGUCAAUUUAACAGGGAAUGUUUCUCGACUCAGCUGGUUGCCAUCCGUAUGAUUUGAAGGGACGCUACUCGAACGUCAAGCUCGUGUUUUUUCCUGUAAAUUGCACAUCUGAGUUGCAACCUCUUGAUCUCGGCAUUAUUCAAAACUUCAAAGUUCAUUAUAGAAAGCUUUUGCUACGCUUCAUCAUCGCAAUGACCUCAAGUGAAAGGAACGCCUCAGAGAGCAGCAAAUCACUCAACGUAUUACAGGCAAUGAAUUGGGUGGGGGAAGCAUGACAUAAUGUUAAGGUGACAACCAUCAGUAAGUGUUUCAAUUCUGGGUUAAUUUCCAGCAAUACACUGAUAGAAGACGAGGAGGCAGAUCCCUUCAGUGACCUCGAUGACAUCGAUGAAGAUCUCGAAAAUCUAAU